This is a messenger RNA of Botrytis cinerea B05.10, 2029 nucleotides long. RefSeq lists its product as hypothetical. NCBI's taxonomy places the organism in Eukaryota, Fungi, Ascomycota, Leotiomycetes, Helotiales, Sclerotiniaceae. The coding region runs from base 406 to 1560 and encodes 384 amino acids. The record is from RefSeq and is a predicted model, not a curated record. The transcript is spliced from 3 exons.
GAGAAUGCUAUAUAUAUAUACUGUCUACGUCGGUAGAAAGCGACCAGCACGUGGUAGAUUUGCACCGACGCAUCACCAAAUGAUGAGUAGUGAACAUGUCAAUUUUCUUUUUUUCUGUAUUUCACCCACUCUUGAUUCAAAUAUGCUUCGUGAACCUGGUGUGCUCCACACAAAUUGUCAUUAUCCACCGCUUUAUUCAGCCUUAAGAAAUCUAUAUUUAUGUCACCCAUCACGUGUCUAGUGCGUACCUGAUUCGUUAUCGCGGUUGGUCCAUUGUUUAAUGAAGGUUCUUAUCGUCUAAUGUGCAAUUUUUGUUAAGGAGUUUCUCGGUUUAUAACCCGACAACUUCCAUCCACUCGACCACGAGGUAAUUUUUCACCUCUGCGCAUUAAUCACGACGCUGGGAUGAGGAGGUCGAUCUGCCGAACAAACGUUGCGCAAGCUAUACAUAAUCAAUUCCGUCGUACUCUCAUUCACAGUUCUCCAAGAUGGCGCCCUGAAUUGGCAUUUUCAACGUCUGCAGAUGUCGAGAUACCACCAUUUCGAAAAGAAACCCUUCCAUUUAAAUUCGAAACUGGAUUUGCCUUAUUUGCUAAGAGACAGCCUCGACCUUUCCCGCCUCCAUUUCUAUCCCCUCCAUCGGGAUCCUUUUCCGAUCCUUUAAGUACGCAUCAUAGGAGUCGCGACAGAAGACCUUCUGUGAACGGUGAGGUAAUUAGGGGAUAUACAAAUGGCGACGAUGCAGUUUACUGCAGUGACUACUUCAUUGGCGCAAACGAUGGUGUCGGCGCCUGGUCUACAAGAGAAGGUGGCCAUGCAGGUUUAUGGUCAAGACUAAUAUUACACUUCUGGGCUGUGGAAGUAGAAAAUGAUGCAAGAAGACCUCGACCUGCAGGAAAGUACUUCGAGCCGAAUCCUGUUGAUUAUCUACAAAAGGCGUAUGAGCAAACGAUUCAAGCGACUGCGAAUCCGAAUAAAUGGCAAGGCACAACUACAGCUACCGGGGCACAAUUACAUUAUAAAUUAGAUGAGACAGAUCUUACCGCGCCCGCCACUCCUCUCUUAUAUGUUACCAACAUUGGCGAUUCACAAGUACUAGUCAUAAGACCGAAACAGGAGGAACGUGUUUGGAAGACUACAGAGCAAUGGCAUUGGUUCGACUGCCCUCGACAACUUGGCACAAAUAGCCCCGACACGCCUGCUAACAAUGCUGUCAUGGACAAAGUGGAAAUUGCGGAAGAUGAUGUCGUUCUUGCCAUGUCUGAUGGCGUAAUUGACAAUUUAUGGGAGCACGAAAUAAUUGAAAGUGUUGUAAGCAGCAUUCGUAGGUGGGAGCGAGGUGAGGGAGGUGUAGGUACUGGAGAUCGUCAAGGCGGUGCUGGAGGUGGCAUGAAAUUUGUGGCCGAUGAGCUCAUGAAAGCCGCGAAAGUGAUCGCGCAAGAUCCUUUCGCAGAGAGCCCCUUCAUGGAGCAUGCUGUCGAGGAAGGUCUUGCUAUGGAAGGAGGCAAACUAGACGAUAUAAGUGUAGUUGCAGCUCUGUGUAAACGCAGUAACGGAUGAAGUGAAGUAGUUGUAUAAGUUGAGGUAUCUGGGACACGGAAGAUAUAAUCUCAGGUUUGAAGUAAUUAGAAGCUGUUCAAGCAAUAGCAACUCGCGCCAAGAGGCACAUAGGGACAAUUGUCAGGGGGAAGAAGAACAGAAGACUCCGAUUUACCAGGGACGGAAAUCGUGACAAGAGAUGGGCAGAGUGAGGAGGUCGGCGGGUAGGAGGAAUACAAGGCGUACGAACCAUCCAUGUAAUACGUAUUAAUAUUUAGGCAGUAUAUAGACUUUUGUACAUUCAUAUAACAUCAAGAAACGACCUUGAAAGUACUCGCUAGACUCCUAUCCUUUGAUUCUAGACUUGCUGGCCUGGCUCGCAGCAAAUACUAGGAAGUCAUUGGGCCAUUGGGUCAUUGGGAAAACCCACCCUAGUUACCGAUAAGUUCUUAUCGUUAAAUUUAUCGGAUAAAAAAAUUAUCAAUCUUCA